Messenger RNA from Myripristis murdjan (pinecone soldierfish), 1902 nucleotides. RefSeq names its product WASH complex subunit 3 (gene washc3). The transcript has 7 exons. Lineage: Eukaryota; Metazoa; Chordata; Actinopteri; Holocentriformes; Holocentridae. Bases 161 to 790 code for a protein of 209 amino acids. Gene Ontology annotation, cellular component: WASH complex. The record is from RefSeq and is a predicted model, not a curated record. Gene Ontology annotation, biological process: exocytosis; actin filament polymerization.
AGUGUCCGACAGCUCGUGACGUCACGCGGCGAUCACAGUGCAGUCACAUGAAACAUUUUACAGAAUAAUAUAUAUAUUUUUUGGCAGCUUUUUCUGUGUUUACAAACAGGGAGGCGGUGAGUAUCGCAGCAGCGGCCCGCAGAGAGUGUCGGCGGCGGACAUGGACGAGGACGGCCUGCCGAUAGUGGGCUCCGGGGUGGACCUGACCAAGGUCCCGGCCAUCCAGCAGAGGAGGGUGGUCGCCUACCUGAACCAGUUCAUCGUGCACACCGUCCGCUUCCUCAACCGCUUCUCCACCGUCUGUGAGGAGAAACUGUCCAACAUCUCCCUGCGGAUCCAGCAGAUUGAAACUACACUCAGCAUUUUGGAGGCAAAGCUGUCCUCCAUCCCCGGGCUGGAGGAUGUCACAGUGGACGCGGCCGGUCAGAGACAAAGUGCUGAGGCAAACGGACCGACAGCGGGACAAAGACAAACAGAUGGAGCAUCAGCGGGGCAGCUGCCGCCCCCACAGAGCUCUGAGAACGUGCCAGAAGCUCCGCAGCAGAAAGCACAGGCAGCUGCAGAGAACGUCAUGACUGUGGCCAAGGACCCGCGCUACGCCCGCUACCUGAAAAUGGCGCACGUGGGCGUCCCAGCUAUGGCCAUAAAGAAUAAAAUGGUCAUGGAGGGCUUGGAUCCCAACUUGCUCGACACUCCAGAUGCCCCGGUGCCUGAUGGAGCAAAGAAGAGCGCAGAGGAGCAGGAUGGCGACGGCGACAGCUCGGGCAGUGAAUCAUCUUUCAGCGACUGACCUGUCUCCUCCGACCUCAGCGCCACAGAGCUUCUUGUAUGGGCCACCCAUCGCCACCUCUGUGUGUGUGUGUGUGCGCGUGUGUGUGUGUGUUUGUGUGGGCCUGUGCUGGGCCAGAGGAGGAGGCAGCAGUGUGCCUGACGAGCAGCGCUGGGAUGAAGCGGCUGUCCAGCUGAGGGGCUUCAUCUCACUGUGGGUGUUGGUGCCUGAAGCAGGGAAAUACUUGCAGUCCGUCGUAUCGAGUUGAAUGAAAUUUCAGUGCGUAAGAGCUGAAAUGGUCUCCUAUUGGUCAGUCAGUGACCGUGUUGAUUUUUGAUACAUCAUUGGCAUUUUUGGCAAAUAGUUUGUCAAAAAUAAGUUGAUUAUGUAAGCAGUAACAAAACAUAUAGCAGUAUCAAGUAGUUUUAUACAAUUACUAACAGUGUAGUAGUGGUCAUUUGCAGUGUAUGAGUGUGUAUGAGUGUGUGUGUGUAUGCAUUGGCAAUCACACUACUUUCACAGCCUUUAAAAGAGAUUGUCUUAGAUUCAUAUUCACUCAUUGGUUUCAGUUCUGUCUGCAUUUGUUACAGGUUGUACAAUAUAUAUGUAUAUAUAUAUACGUUUGGUAUGUUGAGUGAAUGAUCAUGUCUGUCGCAAUGCUUCCAGAGGUUGGAAACAAAAUUCACAUGAUUUUGGUUAACAUAACUUCAACUAGACUUUCUGUUCUGCCUUUUUUUGCCCAGAACAACAUCUCAGUUUGAUAGAUUACUGCACACAAAAAGUUUGAGUUGCACUGAGGGAUACAUCUAUGGUUAAUCACCAGUAUUUGCAAACAUUUUGGUAAUGACAUUAUUUGCACCAAGUGUGAAUUCACUUCUCCACCCUUGCAUUAAUUCAAACUUGUGACUAAAUGCCCAAAAAUAGACAAAUAGUGAAGUAGAGAAGAAGUGCCAAGAAAUGUUUAGCGCUAAAAGAUGGGGUGUGUCGUCUUUUGACAAGCUGUCAGUGACAGGGCACUACGCUGUAUCGACUGUGAAACUGUGUACUCAAGUGUUUGGAAGACUGGAAAGCACUUUGUUUACGAAAGCGUAGUUGGAUCUGUGAGCUUUGCCUGUAAUAAUAAUAAAAAAAAU